AUGGAGCCGCAAGUCGCAGAAUUGAAGCAGAAAAUUGAGGAUACGUUGUGCCCUUUUGGCUUCGAGGUUUAUCCUUUCCAGGUGGCAUGGUACAAUGCACUCCUGCCUCCAGCCUUCCACCUACCCCUACCAGGACCUACCCUGGCUUUCCUGGUGCUCAGCACACCUGCCAUGUUUGACCGAGCCCUAAAGCCCUUCCUGCAGAGCUGCCGUCUCCAACCACUGACCGACCCUGUGGACCAGUGUGUGGCCUACCACUUGAGCCGAGUUAGAGAGAGCCUCCCAGAGCUGCAGAUGCAAGUCAUCACUGACUAUGAGGUACAACCGAACCGACGCCCCAAGAUUCUGGCCCAGACGGCAGCUCAUGUUGCAGGGGCUGCUUACUACUACCAACGACAGGAUGUGGAGGCUGACCCCUGGGGGACCCAGCACAUAUCAGGUGUGUGUAUACACCCCCGAUUUGGGGGCUGGUUUGCCAUCCGAGGGGUGGUAUUGCUGCCAGGGAUAGAGGUACCAGACCUGUUACCCACAAAGCCACCAGACUGUGUUCCUACAAGAGCUGAUCGCAUCACUCUGCUUGAAGGAUUCAAUUUCCACUGGCGUGACUGGGCUUACCGAGAUGUUGUGACACCCCAGGAGCGCUACUCAGAAGAGCAGAAAGCCUACUUUUCCACUCCACCAGCCCAGCGCUGGGCCCUUUUGGGUUUGCCCCUGCCCUCAGGGGAGAUUAGCCCAGUAGCCUCUGAGCAUCCCCUUACCACACUUACCUGCAAGACCCAGAAUCCCAGCAGGGUGAGGGGCUGGGUUAGUCCCAGAGCCUCACCCACUACAUCCACUGGUCCAUGA
This is a messenger RNA of Chrysochloris asiatica (Cape golden mole), 846 nucleotides long. RefSeq names its product methylmalonic aciduria (cobalamin deficiency) cblC type, with homocystinuria (gene MMACHC). Gene Ontology annotation, biological process: cobalamin metabolic process. The coding region runs from base 1 to 846 and encodes 281 amino acids. The transcript has 4 exons. The record is from RefSeq and is a predicted model, not a curated record. Gene Ontology annotation, molecular function: demethylase activity; cyanocobalamin reductase (cyanide-eliminating) (NADP+) activity; FAD binding. Gene Ontology annotation, cellular component: cytoplasm. NCBI's taxonomy places the organism in Eukaryota, Metazoa, Chordata, Mammalia, Afrosoricida, Chrysochloridae.